AUGUCGUUUAAAUGUUUGAUAAACCAAAUAAGAGAGCUGCUAGAGCUAUACAAGGACGAGAAGCCUAGCAUAGUCCUGACGGGACACAGUCUAGGUGCAACUAUAGCGACUCUCGCAGCACUGGACCUGGCAGAAAACUUUACAAGCGGCUCUAGCGACGUGACCCCGGUGACAGCUAUUGUGUUUGGUUCUCCGAGAGUUGGCAACAGAGAAUUCUUAAACAGAAUCAACAGACAUGAUAACGUGAGGAUAUUGCACGUGAAAAACGAAAUUGAUCUUAUCACACGUUAUCCAGCUAAGAUAAUGGGGUACGUCAACAUUGGGACCAAACUCAAAAUCGAUAAUAGAGUUUCUCCUUUUCUUAAAGAAACCCAUCAUCCUGGUGGCUGGCAUAACCUUCAGGCGAUGUUACAUGUAGUAGCGGGAUGGAAUGGGAAGAACCAGAAGUACGAGAUGAAAGUGAACAGAAACAUAGCGUUGGUUAACAAAUCGUGUGCCCUGUUGAAAGAGGAGUGUUUGGUUCCUGAGUGUUGGUGGGUGGAGAAAAACAAAGGUAUGCUCAAGAAUGAAGAUGGUGACUGGGUCAUGGCUACUCCCGACGAUGAAGACAUGCCUAUGGUUGAGUUUGACUAA
Messenger RNA from Brassica napus (rape), 633 nucleotides. RefSeq names its product phospholipase A1-IIdelta-like. The record is from RefSeq and is a predicted model, not a curated record. Lineage: Eukaryota; Viridiplantae; Streptophyta; Magnoliopsida; Brassicales; Brassicaceae. Gene Ontology annotation, molecular function: glycerophospholipid phospholipase A1 activity. Gene Ontology annotation, biological process: lipid metabolic process. The transcript is spliced from 3 exons. The coding region runs from base 1 to 633 and encodes 210 amino acids.